CGAGUAAUUGGUCGGAUACGAUGAGUUGAUGACAACAAUGACAAAAAUAUUUCACGGAAGCUAGUGGUUGAAAACCCUUGCUCCAUGAUACCUAAUCGUACACAGUGUUACGUAGCUUCAAUAUAAAACCCAAUCUCGUCUGUCCAAACAAAGAAUAGUAAUUACCAUCUCAUACCCUCUUUCUAUAUCCCCAAUGGAGCCAGCAAUAGAGACGAACUCAUCCAAGCACGACCAGACCGAGACAGAGUUUGGGAAGAAUAAGAAACGGUACCAAGACCUGAUCGCCACGUUUCCUCAUGAGAAAGGCUGGAGACCUAAAGCUCCCUUGAUUGAAUACGGUGGUCACUGGUUUAUUCAGCUUCUCCUUGAAGGCUCCCUCCACGCGCAAGAGUUCUUCCAAGCGCGACCCAUAGACUUCCUUGUCUGUAGCUACCCAAAGACAGGAACCACCUGGCUCAAAGCUCUCACUUCCGCUAUAGCCAACCGCUCUCGCUUCGACGAUUCCUCAAACCCUCUCCUGAAACGUAACCCUCACGAGCUUGUUCCGUUCAUUGAGAUGGAGUUCCCUUUCUUCCCUGAUAUUGAUGUUCUGAAGGACAAAGGGAACACUCUAUUUGCCACUCAUCUGCCUCACGGACUAUUACCCGAGUCGAUUUCCAAGUCGGGUUGCAAGAUGGUUUACAUCUGGAGAGACCCAAAAGACACUUUCAUCUCCAUGUGGACUUUCUUCCAAAAGCAAAAGGUAGACAAUGGCCCUCUCAAUAGUCUUGAGGAGUCUUUUGAUAUGUUCUGUCGAGGUCUUUCCGGCUAUGGUCCCUAUCUGGACCAUGUCUUGUCGUAUUGGAAAGCUUACCAAGAAAAUCCAAAUCAGAUCUUGUUCCUCAAGUAUGAGACAAUGAAAUCUGAUCCUUUCCCGCAUGUGAAGAAACUGGCUGAGUUUAUGGGUUAUGGAAUCACAGCUGUGGAAGAGAAGGAAGGGGUUAUUGAGAAAGUUGUGAGUCUUUGCAGUUUCGAGACGCUGAAGAAUCUUGAACCCAACAUAGGGGAGAAAGACCGAGAGGAUCGUCCUUGUAUAUAUAAGACUAGUGCCUACUUCAGGAAGGGAAAUGUAGGAGACUGGCAGAACUACCUGACUCCGGAGAUGGUAGCUCGAAUCGACGGAUUGAUGGAAGAGAAAUUCAAGGGCACCGGUUUGCUUGAAUUUGGUAAGUAACCGGUUCUUGUGCCGAGCGAUGAUAGAUCCUUUAUAUGCUUCUUUACAACAGAAGUUGGCUCCCUUUUCUCAUUUUGCUUCCAUAUGCAUCAAUUUAAGAAUAAGUAUUGUAUCUAGGAAAAAGAAUUUGUUUGUGAAGCCAAUCGUCUUUGGCUACAUAUGCAUUAAGUUAAGAAUAAGUAUUUGUAUCUUGGAAAAAGAAUUUGCUACCUUAGCCAAUCAUCUUUGGCUGAUGUGUGCAAAGUCUUGAUCUACUGCAAUUUAUGUUUCAAUCUCAUAUCCGUUCAUUCA
Molecule: messenger RNA, 1504 nt
Organism: Brassica napus (rape)
Lineage: Eukaryota; Viridiplantae; Streptophyta; Magnoliopsida; Brassicales; Brassicaceae
Product: cytosolic sulfotransferase 18
Exons: 1
Coding region: 194-1213 (339 amino acids)
Biological process (GO): sulfation
Cellular component (GO): cytoplasm
Molecular function (GO): aromatic desulfoglucosinolate sulfotransferase activity
Source: RefSeq, a predicted model, not a curated record